Molecule: messenger RNA, 3659 nt
Organism: Rhipicephalus microplus (southern cattle tick)
Lineage: Eukaryota; Metazoa; Arthropoda; Arachnida; Ixodida; Ixodidae
Product: piwi like RNA-mediated gene silencing protein aubergine
Molecular function (GO): RNA binding; protein binding
Source: RefSeq, a predicted model, not a curated record
AGUUUUUGGCUGCAAAGCCUUAUAAGUUGUCUCCAGAGUACAGUAAGUAGACUACUUACUUUAUCAUGCCCUUUGUGUAGAAAAUCCACCCACAGCAAUUCGAAAAUGUCGUGACUUCCUCGGGUGCGGCUGCCAUGGCCGCGUCUGCUGCCAUGGGCCGUGGUGCCCACCGGGGCCGCCGGGACGACCUAGUAGUGGCCACCCGGCCCAAGCACAUGACAGACAAGACCGGCAUGACUGGCAUGGCCACCAAGCUGGUGGCCAACUACUUCCGGCUGGAGUCUCUGCCCCAGAUGUGCGUCAACCAGUACCAUGUGGAUUUCUUGCCACUGGUCGAGUCGAGCCGCAUCCGCCGGGCCCUCAUCAACGACCACCGUGAGCAGUUUGGCCGCUGCUUCGUGUUUGAUGGGAUGUCGGACCUGAAAACACCCAAACGCAUGCCACAGAACAUCACCGAGCUCUUUUCUAAGCGACGCACAGACGGUGCCGCCAUCACUAUCAAGAUCAAGUGGGUGCAGGAACUGGCCCCGACCAACCCGGACCUGCUGCGCCUGUUCAACACGCAGAUGCGGCGUAAUCUCGAGCACCUGGACUUUGUUCAAAUCAAUCGGCACUUCUUCGACAAGAGUGCCGUGUCGGCCAUUCCGCAGCACGGCCUUGAGCUGUGGCAAGGCCUCAUCACUGCCAUUGGCCAGUACGAGACGGCAGUGAUGAUGGUCACGGACACCGUGCACAAGGUGCUUCGGCGCGACAGUGUGCUGGACCUGCUGUCGCAGGUCACAUCUGGGCCCUACUACAGAGAGGAGGCCACGAAGCGCGUGGCCGGCUGCAUUGUAAUGACUCCGUAUAACAACAAGACAUACCGCAUCGAUGAUAUCGAUUGGAGCAAGUCGCCACUGAGCAUCUUUGAGACAAAAGAAGGGCCCAAGACAUACAUCCAGUACUACGAGGACCAGUAUGAGAAACGUAUCAGAGAUGCCAAGCAGCCACUGCUAGUGUGCCGUCCAAAGGAAAAAGACAUACGUGCUGGCCGCACCGACAACAUCUACCUGGUGCCCGAGCUGUGCGUUCUCACGGGGCUGACUGAUGAGAUGCGUGCCAACGUGUCUGUGAUGCGAGACUUGGCCCAGCACACUCGCAUCGACCCGCCAAAGCGCGUGCAGAACUUGCUCCAGUUCAUCAAGCGAAUCAAUGGCAACGAUGCCAUACGCGCAGAGAUGGAGCAGUGGGGGUUGACGUUCAGCGAUUCACUGGUUUCCAUUGAUGCCCGCACCCUGUAUCCCGAGAAGGUGAUGCAGGGACAGCAGGUGUACAAAUGCGACCCCAAGACGGCCGACUUUUCGCGUGAUAUGCGAGACAAGCGGCUGCACGUGGCAGUCGCCAUCGAAACCUGGCUCGUGAUGUGCCACAAGCGUGACGACGCCAAUGUGACAGAGUUCGUGCGCACCCUCAUGAGCGUGUGCCCGCCCAUGGGCCUGCACAUGGGCCACCCCAAGGUGUUGAAGCUGGAGGACGACCGGGCGGCCAACUACGUGCGCGCCCUGCACGAAGUUGGCGGCUCAGGGGACCUGCAGCUGGCACUAAUCGUGGUGCCCAACAACCGCAAGGACCGCUAUGACAUGAUCAAGAAACAGGCCUGCGUGGACCUUGGCAUCCACACCCAGGUUAUUCUCUCUCGCACGAUCGGGAAUCGCAAGAACAUCCGGUCAGUGGCCACCAAGGUGGCCAUUCAGCUUAACUGCAAGUUGGGCGGAGAGGCCUGGUGCCUGGAGAUCCCACUGGCGAACACAAUGGUGAUCGGCUACGACACGUACCAUGACGCCGGCUCACGCAACCGCUCUGCGGGUGCCUUUGUCGCCAGCAUGAACCGCACAUUCACGCGCUGGUACUCGCGCGUGUCGUUCCACGCGUCGCACCAGGAGCUUGGCAGCUCGCUCGCUCAGCACCUUAAAGACUCCCUGUGCAAGUACUCCCAGGAAAACAAUGGUACUUCUCCCGAGCGCAUAAUCUUCUUCCGCGACGGCGUCUCGGAUGGCCAGAUCCCUCAGGUGAAAGAAUGGGAGAUUGAGCAAAUUGUGGACUCGCUGGAGGGUCUCUUCCCGGGCAUGGAGCAAAAGCUGGCCUUUGUCGUCGUCACCAAGCGCAUCUCUACACGCUUCUUCGCACACACGUCCGACGGCAGCUUCUGCAACCCGCUGCCGGGCACAGUCAUCGACAGGGAGGUAACGAGGCCCGAGCGCUACGACUUCUUCCUCGUCUCGCAGAGCGUGCGCCAGGGGACCGUGUCACCAACGCACUACAACAUCAUCCACGACACCACGGGCCUCAGGCCGGACCACAUGCAGCGCCUGGCGUACAAGCUGACGCACCUUUACUUCAACUGGCCUGGCACCAUCCGCGUUCCGGCUCCCUGCCAGUACGCCCACAAGCUGGCCUUCCUGGCCGGCCAGUCUCUGCAUGGCGAGCACUGUUCACGACUCAACGGCACCCUCUUCUAUUUGUAGCCUCCCAGUUGUAUGCAUUUGCUUAUUUCCUUUCCACAUGCGUGGGUUCAUUUGCAUUGACUAUUGUGUGCCAAUUUGAAAUGAAAAGCCAUUCUCUUUCCACAAGUUUUCUCUACCUUUUCCUCAUUUGUCCUCUUAAUGACCUGUACUUUCAUUUUUUUCCCUUUGAACUCGUCUUUAGUGGAAAGCUCAAGAAUGCAAAACUGGUUCAGCCUCGUGUGCACGAUUGAGGUGACAGUGCAAUAACAAAAAAAGAGAAAAAAAUGUGCCUCUGAUUAAAGCUUACAUGUUGGAACCCUGACUUCCAAAGUAAAUGAAGAUUGCAUGUCCUUAAACCGGACGCUUUGAAAAACAGACAAAUUUUGAGGUUCCAAAGUCUGAUGGAAGAUGAAUAAAGCUUUUUUAUUAACGCUAUAAUUUGCUAUUACACUAUUGGCAUGUUAUGAGUUCAUAUUUUCAGUACCAAAAUUCUUGAAUUUACAAUUACUUUCUUCCCGUAUAUUUGCAUGUGCAUAUUCUAAAAAAUUCAAGAUAACCUUGCCUUAUAAAACGCUUUUUCAUUAUCAUGUUCUUUUUUUUGUGCGAGUUUCUCCACCUUUUUUUUUCUUUUGCUUGUUCAUUUUGCCCAUGUUGCAAAGUCUUGUUUACUUAAUAAAAUAUACAAAUUGCUGAAUAUCUUUUCUGUUUGCUGCUGCUGUAGUUAAAGUUCUGUGAAGUAUUGGUUUUAUAUAUGCUGUGUCCUUUGCCAUGUCAAUCUUUGUCUAGCAAGUUUUUCUUGGUUGCAAUGAUACAGUUGCUGUUAAUUUGUGUAGGUUGAGUUACCACUAUGGAGUAUAUUUCUGCAGAAUCAUUUUUGAAAUCGCCAGUUAAUCUUGUUUAUUAGAGCUAGUGUAUUCAAAGAAGUUGACAACCAGUUCAGUUCAUAAUUUACUGUGGAUGAAACUAUCAUUUUACAUGCAGUUGCCAAUUUGUGGCGUAUUCAAUUUGUAGCCUCAUUUGUGUGCAUUACAACUUUUUUCUGUUUAGUAUAGUUGACUUACCUGAACUUGGUAAGCUUUAAUCAGUUCCCUCUUGCCCUUUGUUUUUCUGCAAGAGAUGAUCAUGCAAUCGAGGGCAAAAUUAAACAUGAACUAGCUGUUCCAUUGUAAUCAGUAA